GUUUCUUGUCUGCAAACGAUAUCCUGCAGUGUCGCGAGUGGCCGCUGACAGGGGUGACUCCAAAGUUUUUUUUAUAUCUUGCUGAUCUUGGCUCGGUUACUGUAUUGUCAGUAGGAGGCACUUCAGAAAGCACGGGUGACAGGGGAGCAGAUGUCACGGUUACCAAUUUCCACUGCGUACACUACAGGACCUGUUUGUGCCACCACGGAGGCGGGAUGUUCAGAAACAAAAUUGUGCUUUUUCUAAUUGCACUCAUUCUAACUUGCACAUUUUUGGUGUGUUUUUUGUAUACAACCACAUUCAAAAUUAAUUUCAUGGUCUACAACAGCAGUAAACAAUCGAUUGCAAAGGAAUUCCUCCUUGUACCACAGUCAAACUGUGAUGAAGAUCCUCCCUUCCUGCUGUACCUGGUGACGGUCUCCCACCACCAGUCGAAAGAACGCAAUGCCAUCCGCCACACCUGGGGCAGAGAUCAACGUAUAGCUGGGAAAAGGAUUGUUGCCUAUUUUCUCCUUGGUUAUGAUCCAAUAUACCAAUCCACUAUCUUAAAUGAAAGCCGCUACUAUGGGGACAUUAUACAAAAGAACUUUACAGACACAUAUGAUAACCUCACAUUGAAAGUGCUGACGGGUAUCAAGUGGGUGCGUGAACUUUGCCCUUUGGCUACCUUUGUGAUGAAAACCGACUCUGAUAUGUUUGUAAACACUUAUUACCUGACUGAGCUUCUUCUGGGUAAGAAUCAGGAUCUCCUGUACACAGGGCAUAUCAAAGUCAAGGAGAAGCCCAUCAGGAACCCAAAGAGCAAGUGGUUUAUGGCUGAGGAGGAUUAUCCGAACAGCACCUACCCUCCCUUUUGUUCAGGUACAGGAUAUGUUUUCUCUGGGGCCCUUGCAGGGAAAAUCAUCACUGUUUCUAAACACAUUCCCAUUCUCAGACUGGAAGAUGUAUACAUCGGGCUGUGCCUUGCAAAGCUAAAUGUAACUCCAGUGGAACUGUACUCUAGCCGGAUAUUUUACGACUUCAAGGUGAAAUUCUCCACUUGUAAGUUGCAGAAGAUUGUAUCAUCGCAUGGAGUCUUCCCGGAUGAGAUUCUAAUGUACUGGAAAGCAUUGGGAGAAAACAGCAAAGAGGAAUGUUGGGGAAAAAAACAUAAAGAAUUCCAAUGGACAUAAUUAAGUAAUUGUAGGGCAUGUCAGAGCCAAAAACUAAAGGAAAAUUAUUUGCAUAAAGACAAACCAUUCUGCAGAUGCUGGAAAUCUUGAGUAACACACACAAAAUUAACUCAGCAAGUCAGGCAGCAUCUUUGGAGGGGCCAUAGAUGAUCUGAUGAAGGGUCUCAGCCCAAAACGUCAUCUGGUGAUUUCCCUCCACAGAUGAUUCCUGUCUUGCUGAGUUCCUUUAGCAUUAUUUUGCACGCUACUCAGGAAAAUCCUUUUGAUGCUGACUAGAGAAUCAUAAUAACAUUCAUUUCAGUUCCAGCAAUGGCUAAAGUUCCUAAAACUUUGAAUGCGGUUUUAUGGCAUCCUAUACUUUCUGCCGGAUGGUAAUAAUGAGAAGAGGGCAUGUCCUGGAUGGUGAUGGGUCCUUAAUGAUAGAUGCCACCUUCUUGAGGCUCUUUCUAAACAAGAGCCUGAUAGUUGGUGUGGACAUGAUGGUACAAAGGGCCAGUUUCUGUGUUCUGUAAUAAUGACCAGAUCUCAGACAGCCUUUUUCAACAUUGGAAUGUGAAGAAUAUUUAACUAUGAGGAAAGAACAGCAUAUUACAAAAGGGUAGCAGCAUGGAAACAUAGUUUUACAGAACCAGCAACCUGGGUUCAAUUCGCACUGCUUCCAGUAAGGAAUGGGUACAUUUUUCCUAUGACUGCAUGGGUUUCCUCCAGGUGCUCUGGUUUCCUCCCAUAAUCUAAAGAUGUACUGGUUGGAAGGUUAAUUGGUCUUUGUAAUUGUCCAAUGAUUAGGCUAGGGUUAAAUCAGGGGAUUGCUGGGCAGCGUGGCUCAAAGGGCCACAAGAGCCUAUUCAAUGCUGUAUCUCAAUUAAUAAAUAAAUAAAUGUGGAUAAAUGUGCAGAAUUAGCAACAUGAUUGAAAAAUGUUAAUGUAACUUAGUAGAGAUAAGAAAAAUCAAAUGGUUGAAUUUUACUUGGCCAACAAGAAUCCAAAAAUUAGACAAAAGCAAAGAGCUUUCAGAAUGCAAAUUCAAAAUCACUAAAGGUAGUAAUGCGGGUUAAUAAUCUCACACAAGGGCACAUCAGGGAUGAAGAUUUAACUUCUGGUAGAAGUAAAUUAAUCAGCAGAGAAGUUAAAUUUGUGUCAUGAAGUGUGGGGUAUAUUCAAUAUUUCAGUUAUAUUUGAUUAAUCUUGUAUGUAUAUAUUGGUUGAUUAAACAUUCUUGUUUGUUUAAGUAAUUAAUUACAGGUUAUAUGUAAAAAUAUGUUAAUUGUAUACAUCACUACGAUAUGAUACGUGCAUACCUCACUAAAAAUAAACACAAAGUUACA
Molecule: messenger RNA, 2497 nt
Organism: Mobula hypostoma (lesser devil ray)
Lineage: Eukaryota; Metazoa; Chordata; Chondrichthyes; Myliobatiformes; Myliobatidae
Product: beta-1,3-galactosyltransferase 5-like
Exons: 2
Coding region: 216-1172 (318 amino acids)
Cellular component (GO): endoplasmic reticulum; Golgi membrane
Molecular function (GO): N-acetyl-beta-D-glucosaminide beta-(1,3)-galactosyltransferase activity
Source: RefSeq, a predicted model, not a curated record